UGAAUCAUGGAUAAUGUCUCCGUCAUCAGAGUUUUCUCCCUCUCUGGGAUAAACGAGACGAUGAAUUACAGAAUUGCUAUCUUUUCACUCACUUUGCUGUUUUACUGUGUCAUUUUGUUUGUCAAUAUUGCUCUCAUCUUGAUCAUUAUUUUAGAUGAAAACCUACAUGAACCUAUGUAUGUUUUAUUGUGCAGUUUUUGCUUUAAUGGACUUUAUGGGACUGCAGGUUUCUACCCCAAGUUCCUCUUCGACCUGCUGUCGUCUUCUCAUGAAAUCUCAUAUGAAGCAUGUCUCCUGCAGGCUUUUGUCAUGUACUCUUUCGCUUGCUGUGAGAUGUCCACUCUAGCAGUCAUGGCGUACGACAGAUACCUGGCUAUAUGUCGACCGCUGCACUACCACUCUUUCAUGACAAGGAGCAGGGUCUGUCAGAUGGUGUGUUUCUCCUGGAUGACGCCCUUCUGCAUAUUUUCUAUCAGUAUUAUACUAACAUCCACGCUGAAGUUAUGUGGCUCAAAAAUUCAGAAACUCUUUUGUGUGAACUGGAUCAUUUUCCAACUCGCCUGCCCUGACAAUGACACUCUGGCCAGUAGUAUCAUCUCACACGCAACAACGUUCAUUUACGUGUCUCAUGGGUUUUUCAUCAUUUGGACUUACCUGCAUCUUGUCAUGAAGUCUGUGAGGUCCAAAGAUGACAGAGUGAAGUUUAUGCAGACAUGUGUGCCUCACCUGACCUCUUUAGUCACUUUCCUCGUUGUAAUAGUUUUUGAUCUGAUGUACAUGCGAUUCGGCUCCACAGAUUUGCCUCAGAGUCUGCAAAACUUAAUCGCUAUAGAGUUUCUGCUCAUCCCUCCUGUCAUGAAUCCCCUGAUUUACGGAUUUAAACUGACCAAAAUACGACACAGAAUUUUAGGUUUAGUUUCUGUUGACAGAAAAUGACUUAUUUCAUGCUCCAUAUCCAUAUUUCACAACUCUUAAGUUUGGUUUAAUUGCCUUCAUUUAUUUGACACGAAGCCCCAAAUGAACUGCACUUAUUGUUUGUUUAAUAAGAUGUUCAUUUACAACACCUGUCCACAAGAGGCUUUUUAACUGUUAAAUAUAGAAAGGAGAAUGAAUUCUAGUUACAAAUACAGUGACAAUUAAAAAUGCAAUGCAAGAAAAAAUACAAUAGCGGUAUAAAGAAUAAACGUCUGCUUUUGUCUUAGGUGUGAGAGCAGUGAUGUUUCUCUUUCAGCCAUGUCUUCACACCUCUGUUAAAAACACUGAAGUUUUGCUCAUGAGCACAUGAGAAAGCUGAUUGUCAAAAUGAGUUUUGGCCAGUGCAGUGUGACAGUAACCAUUUGAUAAAUGCACAUUAUUUAUUCUCACUCUUAUUUGUUUGUUUAUUCAGCAAGAAUUGUGCAGAUGAGCAUCGUUUAGUAGGAAAAAGUAAUGCAACAGAUGUGAUGUUGUAACUUGUGCUGCUUGUUCCUCGUUAGACAAAUUCAUUGUAUGCUUUUAUUCUGUUCAGCAUGUAUGAGGUGAGGGCUGCAGGCUUUAAGAUGCCUUUUGACAAAGUGUUGACCUUUUCACUGUUUUUGUUUCUGUCAGUGUUUUUUUCUGCUAUCAUUUAAGCGUUACGUCAUACCUGUAUUUUCUCCAUUAAAGAUCAAAAAUGGAAACCCA
Messenger RNA from Acanthopagrus latus (yellowfin seabream), 1662 nucleotides. RefSeq names its product olfactory receptor 4Q2-like. Lineage: Eukaryota; Metazoa; Chordata; Actinopteri; Spariformes; Sparidae. The transcript has a single exon. Gene Ontology annotation, molecular function: olfactory receptor activity; G protein-coupled receptor activity. The record is from RefSeq and is a predicted model, not a curated record. Gene Ontology annotation, biological process: G protein-coupled receptor signaling pathway. Gene Ontology annotation, cellular component: membrane. Bases 7 to 936 code for a protein of 309 amino acids.